CUUUGUGCCUUUAUACUUAUGCAUGUAAAAUGAAUAAAUACUUAAAAAUAAAGAAAUAAAUUGUCGUAAUUGUGUUAGGAACUACAAUCAGUCGCACUUCCGUUUCAAAAUAUUCCACGUCAAAUUUCUAUAAUUUCUCUUUAUUCCGACCAUACUGUCUAAACUGUUGAGUUAAAAUCCUAGAAAAUGUUGGAGAUAUAAUUUUUAAACCCCAAUGAGUUGAACGGGGUACUGGGAAUGGAUAAAGGGUUUUAGAUUAUACCAAUAUAUGGCCAGAAUCAGUCUGAGUUGCCGUGGAUGGCAGCUGAGUUGUGCCCCACAUAUCAACUGGGGGUCAUCAAAGGUUCUGGCCACUUGUGUCAUAAGUAUUGCACUUCUUUGCAUCAUAGUCGUGACUGUCAUUGAAACACGUCGUAUUCAAAAUGAAAUCAACACGGCUGAUGCAAGUCCAAGACAUCUGAGGGUCCCUCGGAAGAAGUUAUCAAUCACAGAACCAACAGAUGUCAAUGAUAUGGAUCUACAUUAUGGUGUCGUGAUUGACUGUGGUAGUAGUGGUAGCCGGGUCUAUGUCUACGUUUGGCCCAAACAUUCGGGAAAUUCAAACGAGCUACUACAAAUCGAACAGAUGAUUGACAAAGAUCUGAAACCUGUCUCAAAAAAGAUUGAACCAGGUUUAUCCACUUAUGGAGAUAAAGCAAGUGAGGCUAGUGAAUAUAUUCGACCACUACUUAAGUAUGCUGCUGACCACAUUCCCUCCUCCAAACACAAGGAGACACCUUUGUAUAUAUUAGCCACCGCUGGAAUGAGGAUGCUCACUGAAAGUCAACAAACUGCCAUAUUAUCAGAUCUACGGGUAGAUCUUCCGAUGUAUUUUGACUUCCUGUUCGGUGAGAAUCAUGUUGAGGUCAUAACUGGGAAACAGGAGGGCGUGUAUGCUUGGAUCGCAAUGAACUUUGCACUUGGGAGAUUCGACCACAAUGAGGAUGAAGUUAGCGGAACACCCUUAUCAAAGAUGGAGCUUCCCAAUGAAGGCUCAUCCUCAAAGCCUCAUUAUCGUAAACGCACUGUGGGGAUCAUAGAUAUGGGCGGAGGGUCUGUGCAGAUAGCAUUUGAAGUGGAGCGCUCUGUAAGACUAAAUAGUAGGGAGGAUAUCUCAAAAUCAUUAUUAGCUGAGUUCAAUCUAGGGUGUCAGGAUUCUGACAUUGACCACACGUAUCGUGUCUAUGUGACGACGUUCCUGGGGUAUGGGGCAAACGCUGCGAGGUCUCGAUAUGAGAAAAUGCUUGUAAAUAACACUGUGUUUUAUUCCCCCACUGGCAUGGGCGAAAGUGAAUUACCACCGAUUAAGGACCCCUGUCUACCAGAAGAAAUGGAGGAUACAGUCUCAUUCAAAAAUAAAGAUUAUAAAAUAUAUGGCACUGGCAACUAUCUCAAGUGCAAAUUAAAUAUGCAUAAACUGUUGAACACUAGUGUGCCAUGUCAAAAAGAACCUUGCUCAUUAAACGGAGUCCACCAACCAGAUAUCAACUAUCAUUAUAGUGAAUUUUAUGGAUUUUCUGAAUUCUGGUACACCAUGGAAGACGUUUUUAGGAUAGGAGGAAAAUACAACUUUGAUCAGUUUGAACACAAAGCAAAGGAGUAUUGUGCUAGCAAAUGGUCUACUCUGGAGGAUUGGUUCAACAAGAAGCUCUAUCCUAAGGCAGACCAACACAGAUUCAAAUACCAGUGUUUUAAGUCCUCUUGGAUGAGCAAAGUCCUCCAUGAUGGGUUCAAAUUUCCUCAUGAAUAUAACAGCUUCACUUCAGCUAGCCUUGUAGAUGGCAAAGAAGUUCAAUGGACCCUUGGUGCUUUAUUAUACAGGACAAGAUAUUAUCCAUUAAGACAUGAAUUUUAUCCCAAUAUGGACGAGUGUUUGCCCUCAUACAACGAAUCACAGUUACAAAGCAUGUAUUUGAGAUUUGACAACAACGUUAACCAAUCUGAUUUACCACCAAACUUAACAUCUGAAAACCUGAGAGAGAUCCAACAGCUGGAGUUCCAGCGUUAUCAUCCACCGUGGCAUCGUAGCUCCAUACUCGACAAUCACAUCCUCUUAGUCAUAAUUGUCUUCAUCAUCUUGGCAAUUAUAGGACUCUAUAUCAGAAGAAUGCGCAAACUUGCUGUCAUUCGGGCAGGAUUAUCCCGAGUGCCCUCCAUGAGUUACUUCAUGGUUGGAGAAGAUCAGAUGGAACAAGGAAUUAAAAUAGAGCGGACUAUGUAUAGUUGAUGUAAUUAGAAAAAACAUUUUGGAUAUGAAGAUCUCAAUUUGCAGUUAAAUGCCAAUUCUUGCUGGCAUACAUUUUUAAAAGUUUUUUUCUCAUUCAUGUCAUUUAUGUUUUUGCUUUUCUUAGAAUGUAACAUUUGUUAAUUGAUGUUUUAGUGGGCCUAUUUCUAAACAAAAUUGAAAAAUAAAAAUUUGUGCUCUAUUUUAAAAAUGGUCAGAAGAUAACAGAAGAAAUUGCCUUGUUUUAAUUCUAAUAAUUCUAAUUGACUGUACGAUUUUGUCACACAGUUGGUUGCCAUGACAAUGAAAUAUGAUGCAACUUGAACUUCUCAGUAAUUCUCAUAAUAGGGGUGAAGGCUGUUUAUCGAGGAAUGCAUGUAAAUGGAUCACAUACAUGGGUUGUUGACAGAUGUGGAUCUUAAUGGGAGCUAUGCACAUGUAGUAAACAAUGGAAACUGUCACUGUAAUUGUGGACAGUGGAAAUUUUAGAUCAUUCACUUAGUAGACAUUAGAGGCAAAUUAAUACAGAAAAAAUAUGAUUUGGGAUGAGAGGUUUAUCAGUGCUGUUUUAAACUAUUCUAAAGGCUUCAAUCCACCAUAAUAUACAUAAGACAUUGAUAUAUACUGUAUAUUAUUGAAAGAUAUGCGGUCACAUUCAUUCAGAUAUUUUAUUUAUUUAUUGUAUGUAUAAAUUGUUUGUGCAAUUGACUUGCCAUGUAUGCUACUGUAUAAAUUGAUAAGAAUAUAUUUAACAAACACUGUAGUUCUAGUAUACAUGAAAAGAUGGAAAAUACAUAUUAGAGAAGUGGUCUUUUCACAGCAUCACAAAAUAGUUAUAGAAAUUUUGACUGAACAGAAUUUUAUGUUCAAGUAAUGAAUCUUAUACUCCAUGUUUGAAUGAUCAUUGACAAGUGCUAGUUGUGCAAUCCACCAAUAUUUUUAACAUAGUUCAUCCAUAUGUAAGCAUUUAAAUGUAUAUACUAUGUAAAAGGAAGGGUUAUUUAUCAAGGGGUAGAAUCCUUGGGGUGAGAUGAGGGUGUUUUAGUAUAUACAAGGAAAUUUUAUAUAAAGUUGAAUUCAAGAAACACAAAGAGGAAAGGUGCUCAUAUUUCAAGGGAUCCACUAUAGAUACACGAAAGAGGAGUUCAUGUUAAAGAGGUGUUCAUAUUGUUUAAAUGCAUGAUGUAAGAAACAAUUUAGUGUUGCACACCAAAGCACAAUUUUUUAAUAACAUUCAUGUUGAAAAAGCAGUAGGAACGGAUGACUGUUCAUUAUAAAUUGUUUAAUAUAACUUAUACGAAUGACUGAAUUUGCUCAUACAUGUAUUUAUUAUAGGGCAAAAACGCAAGUUUAAAUCGCAAUAAAUUUGACUGUAAAUAUGCUCAAAUCAAAUGUAUUCUGUUUUUUGUUGAUUG
Owenia fusiformis is the source of this 3678-nucleotide messenger RNA. The record is from the annotation of a GenBank genome assembly. NCBI's taxonomy places the organism in Eukaryota, Metazoa, Annelida, Polychaeta, Sabellida, Oweniidae.